This is a messenger RNA of Puccinia triticina, 666 nucleotides long. RefSeq lists its product as uncharacterized. Gene Ontology annotation, cellular component: Hrd1p ubiquitin ligase ERAD-L complex; endoplasmic reticulum membrane. Bases 1 to 666 code for a protein of 221 amino acids. NCBI's taxonomy places the organism in Eukaryota, Fungi, Basidiomycota, Pucciniomycetes, Pucciniales, Pucciniaceae. Gene Ontology annotation, biological process: endoplasmic reticulum unfolded protein response. The transcript has 9 exons. Gene Ontology annotation, molecular function: misfolded protein binding; ubiquitin-specific protease binding. The record is from RefSeq and is a predicted model, not a curated record.
AUGGACUGGGCUGACUGUCCCCCGAUUACCAAGGUCUACCUGGUGGGAGCCUUGGCGGCCAGCGUCGCAGUGCAAUGCCAUGUCCUCACGCCCUACCAGCUGUACUUCACCUAUCGGGCCACGUUCGAACACGGCCAACUGUGGCGAUUGGUCACAAAUUUCCUGUACUUCGGCCCGCUGAGUCUCGACUUCUUCUUCCACCUGUUCUUCUUCAUGCGGUAUUCGAAAAUGUUGGAGGAGAAUACCUAUCACGGGCAUCGGGCGGAUUACGCCUGGUUACUGAUAGUAUGCUGCACGCUGUUACUGCUGCUCUCGCCGCUCUCGCCCGCCCCGUUCCUGUCGGCCCCGCUGAGCUUCACGCUGGUGUAUCUGUGGGCGCGGCUGAACUCGAACGUGCGGCUGUCGCUCUUCGGCGUCAUCACCAUCUCCGCCGGCCAUCUGCCCUACGCCCUCGUCCUCUUUAGCUGGGCCCUCUCGAGCGGAUACCAUGGCGUGAUCGGCGACCUGCUCGGCAUCGCCGUCGGCCAUUUCUGGUAUUUCUUCACCGAAAUUUGGAAACGUGAGCUCGGUAGUGGAGAACGGAAUUGGCUCAAGACACCCGAUAUCCUGGUCCGACUGAUCGAUGGUCCUGAGGCCCUGAUACAGGAAGAAGACGACCAGGAAUAA